AUGGCUAGCAACAAAGUACUAGUACAACAAUGGCUUUUCAUGUUGUUCAUCAUGUUAGUACAUGUUGUGGCAACGUACGGUGCUAUGGACAAUGCUACUCAGGCUAGCCUCCUCAAGUUCAGGUCCUCUUUGUCUAACGCCGCCGCGCUAAGCAACUGGAACGACUCCAUUAAUUUGUGCAAUGGUAACAAAAGUGACUGGGCUGGCGUGCUUUGCCGCAAUGAUGUCUUCUAUGGGUUGCGCCUAGAGAACAUGUCUCUUUCGGGCAUGAUUGACAUAGACGCAUUGGCUGAGAUACCAACUUUGCGUAGUUUAAGUUUCAUGAAUAACAGCUUCAAAGGUCCAAUGCCUACUGUGAAGAAACUUAGUUUAACAAGGGUAUUGUAUUUGUCUUUAAACGGCUUCUCAGGUGAUAUUCCAGAUGAUGCUUUUGAUGGAAUGAAUAGUUUGUGGAAAGUUUAUUUGGAAAGAAAUGAAUUUACGGGUAAAAUCCCCAAGUCCCUUGUUGCAUUGCCUUUGCUUUGGGAGUUGAGCCUUGUAGGUAACCAAUUUGAAGGAAACAUACCAGAUUUUCAACAAGGUCAAUGGAGAAAAUUCAAUCUAUCUUACAACAUCUUUGUGGGUCCGAUUCCGGAAAAACUAAGCAAUUUGGUGAACUCAAGCUCAUUUUUGGGCGAUAUAGGCCUAUGUGGAAAGCCUCUGGACCCAUGCAAGCCCCCAACCCCAAAGCCGAAGAGACACUACCUCCUAACCAUUGGGAUCUUAGUUAUUGUUACUGCCGCAUUAGCUCUCUUAGGUGCAAUUUUAUACGUACAUGGCCGCCGAGCCAAAACAUCCCAAUAUGAAAUGGCUCAUGAUCAAGAGGAAAAAGCCCACAGGAAUUUUGGUUAUGAUGUGAGCUUGAAGGAGUCCCAAUCAGCUGAGUUACCUGCUGGGUACAGAAAAGGUGAGCAUGAAAAGUUGUUCUUUGUGAGAAAUGAUAGGGAGAGGUUUGAUUUACAAGACCUACUUAGAGCCUCAGCUGAAGUAUUGGGGAGUGGGAGCUUUGGGUCAUCUUAUAAGGCUGUUCUUUUGAGUGGGCCUACUGUGGUUGUGAAGAGGUUUAAGCAAAUGAAUAAUAGUGGGAAAGAUGAGUUUCAUGAUCAUAUGAGAAAGCUCGGAAGGUUGUCACACCCUAACUUGCUUCCUCUUAUGGCCUUUUAUUAUACCAAAGAAGAAAAGCUUUUGAUCUCUGACUUCGUCGAAAAUGGCAGCCUCGCCAGUCAUCUCCAUGGUAGACGUGCUCCAGGGCAGUCAGGUCUAGAUUGGCCAACUCGCUUAAAGAUCAUCAAAGGAGUAGCUCGAGGCUUAGCUUGCAUUCACAAAGAGUUCCCUACCUUAUCACUACCACACGGUCACCUAAAAUCCUCCAAUGUUCUUCUAGAUCACAAUUUCAGGCCUAUCUUGUCAGACUUUGCUCUUGUCCCAGUCAUCAACAAAGACCAUGCUCAUCAAUACAUGGCAGCAUACAAGUCCCCAGAGUUCACACAAACUGACCGUACUUCCAAAAAGAUUGAUGUGUGGUGCUUGGGGAUACUCAUUCUUGAACUCUUAACUGGGAAAUUCCCUGCAAACUAUCUGAAACAUGGUAAGGGAGCUAAUGUGGAUUUGGCAACUUGGGUUAACUCAGUUGUGAGAGAAGAGUGGACAGGUGAGGUGUUUGAUAUGGACAUGAAAGGAACAAAAGACAGUGAGGAAGAAAUGCUGAAGCUUUUGAAGAUUGGAAUGUGCUGCUGUGAGUGGAAUGUGGAGAGGAGGUGGGAUUUGAAGGAGGCUGUGGAGAAGAUUGGAGAGUUGAGUGAGAGGGAUGUGAAUGAAGAAGGCUCUUAUUCUUCUAAUGGUAGUGAAGGAGAUAUGUAUUCUUCUAGGGCAUUGACUAAGGAAGACUUCUCUUUUCUUGGCUAA
Messenger RNA from Quercus lobata, 1944 nucleotides. Its product is annotated as Leucine-rich repeat protein kinase family protein. Bases 1 to 1944 code for a protein of 647 amino acids. The record is from RefSeq and is a predicted model, not a curated record. Gene Ontology annotation, molecular function: ATP binding; protein binding; protein kinase activity. Lineage: Eukaryota; Viridiplantae; Streptophyta; Magnoliopsida; Fagales; Fagaceae. The transcript has 3 exons. Gene Ontology annotation, biological process: protein phosphorylation.